ACAAAGUCAGAAGUCACUUCAUGAUCGCCUGAAAAAGGGAGAACUGAAAGGACUCACCCCGUUUACCGAUGACAACGGAGUUAUCAGAGUCGGAGGUCGAGUAAGCGAAGCCGUAAUCUCGUACGAUGCCAAACAUCCAGUUUUACUCCCACGUGAACACUGGAUAUCCCUGCUGAUCACUCGUAACUUCCAUCGAAACGGCCACUCAGGAGUUGCAACAACCGUUGCAAAGAUCAAGAAAAAGUUUUGGAUUAUCCGAUGUCAUGAUCUUGCCAAGUCAAUAAAGUUCCGAUGCGUAUGUUGUCGCCGAAUCCAAGCCAAAACCGAGGAGCAGUUCAUGUCAGACCUACCAAUUACCCGACUGGAGCCAUUCACACCACCCUUUCAUCGCACGGCAUGCGAUUACUUCGGUCCUUACCAAGUUAAAAUUGGCCGAAACAAAACAACCAAACACUAUGGCGUACUGUUUACAUGUCUGAAUACUCGUGCCGUACACCUGGAAAUCGCAGUGGACUAUUCCGCUAUGGAAUUCUUGCAAACCUUACGUCGAUUUUUCGCAAUCCGUGGACAACCGGCUCUGAUGAUCAGUGACAACGGGACGCAGCUGGUGGGAGCUCAACGUGAACUCCGAGAAAUGAUAGAAGGAUGGAACGAGAAAGAGUUGAAGGAAUUCAGCGCCGAGAAAGGAAUGGAGUGGAGAUUUAUUACUCCUGCAGCACCACAUCAUAACGGUUGUGCUGAGGCUCUUGUCAAGAGUUCGAAGAAAGCAUUAAAGAUCGCGAUUGGUGAACAAAUUUUGGCUCCGUUCGAGCUGUACACAUGCUUGCUGGAAGUUAGUAACCUGAUUAAUCAGCGUCCUAUUGGAAGGAUCCCCAAUGAUCCAGAUGACGGUUCUUUCCUUUGUCCAAACGACAUUUUACUUGGUCGAGCAUCAACAAUGGUACCACAAGGGCCAUUCAGAGAAACGAAGAAUCCUCAACAUCGUGUUGAAUUUGUCCAGAAGAUCAUCGAUAGUUUUUGGAAGCGUUGGAGCAGAGAUGUAUUUCCCACCUUAGUUCCCAGAAAGAAAUGGACUACUGAAAAAAGAAAUGUACGAGUGGAUGACAUCGUCGUGGUUCAAGAUACGAAUGCGAUUCGUGGAAACUGGACUACGGGCAGAAUUGUUAAUGUAUAUCCUGGAAAUGACGGACGAAUUCGUAACGUUAAGGUGAAGACAUCCACAUCGCACUACGAAAGACCUAUUACAAAAGUCGCAGUACUGUACCCUGCAGAAGGAUAUGAAGAUAAGUAACUCACAAUUAGUAACAUUAAGUGAUGAGGAAGAGUCCUCAUCGGGGGGGAGAGUGGAUUGACAGUUUAUAUACACGUGCGUAGACACGAAUGGAACUCAUUAUAAUUGAACUUUGAAACUAUGAUGACAAUAUUAGGUAUCAAAUAGCAAUCAUAGCAUUAGCAUAUAGACGCACAGCGAGACGGAAAAGGUGUAAAUAUAACGCAUGUUUUGUUAAAUAAGUAAAUGAAAGAAAGACGGGCUAACCUGAACGAUAAACGAUGAAAUAGACAGCUAAAGGAUCUCGCCACAGAAAUCGAAUUGUUAUUAUAUAAUUUAUAAUGCGAUUUGCGAGACUUCUUUGGUUUAAUGUCUGAGAUUACUUGCUAACCGGUCGUCUUGGUUCCGACGAAACAU
Dendronephthya gigantea is the source of this 1687-nucleotide messenger RNA. RefSeq lists its product as uncharacterized. Gene Ontology annotation, molecular function: nucleic acid binding. Lineage: Eukaryota; Metazoa; Cnidaria; Anthozoa; Malacalcyonacea; Nephtheidae. The coding region runs from base 338 to 1291 and encodes 317 amino acids. The transcript has 2 exons. Gene Ontology annotation, biological process: DNA integration. The record is from RefSeq and is a predicted model, not a curated record.